CCACGGACAAAAAGCCAUCAUCGCACAUCGACACUGCUGGCGAAUGUUCUCUUUUUCCGUACUCGAUUUGCAGUAGCGAAAAGCGAGUAAAAUCUCGAGUCUUGUCGUCGUCGUCGUUGCCCCAUUCGCUCGUGAAGAUUACUAGUGCGAAGAAAAGCAAGUGUGCUUUUCGCGAUAUCGGUGGUGGAAGAAAAAGGACUGGGUUUGCGUGCGGUGUAAUAGAGUGCAGAUUUUUUUUCCAUUUUUCGUCUGGUGCGGAACUUGCAGAUAACAGUAGAAAAUCCCCGCUGCGAAAAUGAUCAGAAUGUUCCGACUCACUCGCAAAAGAAGAACUUGUUCGAAUCAGUGGGUACAAGACAAAGAAGAAGGAAUUAUGGGGCUGCAACAGCAAAUAAAGUGAAGACUACUAUUGAACUAGGAGGGGGCUAGUGUAGAAAAAAGGAAAAUUUUUGAGACCCCCAUAUUCCUCGUACCAUCCAACUUACAAACACAACUACAGGUCAGGAAUCGUAGCCGUGUCGGUCAAAAGCAGCAGCAGCAGCAGUGUGGAGUUCUGUAGCCGUGUAAAGUUGGAAGUAAGAUGUGUGCGGUUGUGUGAAUAAUAAGUCAAAUGCGUGCAUGUGUGCGUCCGUGCGGUGACAUUUUCUUUUUUCUACACAAUCAUCGCAGCAGCAGCGAUUUCGUCGCGAUCUUUCAACGUUCCAGAGGAUUUUUUUUUCAUUUCGGAUUUCGCGGAAAUUAGUAUGCAAGAAGAAGUGUAGUAAGAACUCGUGGAAAAUGUGAACGGUGGAAAAGUUGGAGGUCUAUGAGUGAAGUGUGAAACUUUUUCAGACAUGACGUCCUGUCAGCAGCAAUCAAAUUGGUUUCGUAGCACGACGGAGUAGAUUAGGAAGUUUCCUCGGCUCUAGUCUGGAGACGGCCAGAUAAACUGUUUUCCCUUUUAGCUAUUCGUGAUAGUAUAGUCGUUUAAGGAGAAGAAAAAGUCUGGCCUCUCGGAAAGAAAUUAGUGGCCCAUUUUUAGUCGUUUUUCUUUCUCUUGAUUUUGGGAUUCCAAAGUGAAAGCACAGUAAAGAAAACGAAGCAAUCUAAUAGUGGUAGCAGAGCGACAAGUGGAAAAAAAGAAGCCCCGCUACUCCGGAUAUAUUUUUUCUUCGUUUCACACUCGCCAAAAUGGCUCCGUCUCCGGAGCUCGGGGGUCAACCCAAGGCCCCCGAUAAGUCUGGAGCGGAAGCAGCAAACACCGUGGCCAGUGGUGCAACGCCGGAAACGAGCUCACUACUAACAUCGGCUACCGGCAGUAGCGGUGGCGCAUCGCAAACGUCCUCAUCAUCGUCGUCGUCGUCGUCAGUGACGAAACAUUCAUCCACAUCUGUCGCCACUGGACCAACGGUGGCGGCUGUGUCCAAUUCUACGUCAGCUUCGGUCAGUUCUAGCACGACUGCUGCCACCGGAAACGGUUCGACGGGAGCAGUUCCGGUCGCAACGGCAGCCCAACAGGACACCAGUAAGAUCGAUAACAUGGCGGAGAGUGAUCUCAAAGCGCUUCUGGAGGAAGCCAUCACCUACAAAUGCCCGAAGGACCGGGAGCACAAAAGUGCAACGUUCAAUGAACUUCUCAGCAAGACGGAGAUGGAAGACCAGGAACAGAACUUUUCCUUCACAAGCCGUGCUGUGCAAUCCAAGCGUGCCUCGGGCCGACCCACGCAGGGCGGCUCCCUACAGGACCUCCAGGAGGCCAGUCUGCAUGAUUACUACUAUUCGGAGUUUCCGUUCGCAACCGAGUACUACACAAAUCUGGGCGGUCUGGGCGUGACGACGGCCCGGCGACAUCAUGGCAGUGGCAGCUCGGGGGCCAGUGUCGGACCGGGGGGCGGCGAUCGCGUAACGAAUCCCCGCCAGAAGAAGUACGCCAGCUCGGUUUCAUCCCGGCAACGGGAGGGUGGAAGUUUGCCGAGCAACGUCAACAUAGAAUAUCCGUUUUUCAAUGAAGUCGGACAUCACCACACCACCGGAACGAUUACCAAGUUCAAAAAGCGGGAAGGGGGAGCGAAGAGCGACUACGGUACGAUGCUGUUGCCGGCCCCGUUGACCAGUGCCGCAGCGGCCGAACUGAUUAGUGCCGUGGCGGAAGUGGCCGGCAGUACCGGCCUGUGUGGUGGAAUGAAGAAUACCGAAUCUCAGCUGAUCGAUGGCUGCGGAGGUGUCAUGGGCACCGGUCAUACCGUUAUCGAUAUGGGAGAGCCCGAAUCUGACGAGACGCAGCAUCUGCUGGCACACGAUGCAUUGCAACAGAACCUGUACGACUCGGGUCUGGACGAGUUCGAGGGUAGUGGCACCGAUUUGUACGGAAGCAGCACGACUACCAGCGGUGGCAGCAGCACAACCGGCGGUGCCGGCAGUGGCUGCAGUGCACUGAAGAAAAUUCCGCGCUUUCCAACGGCGAGCUACACUAGUCAUGCCAAGCUGGAGAUUGGCGAACCCUCGUCCACGGUGCGACCGUCGUCGGUGCACCACGUCGACAAAACGGUGUCGCUGCCGAUGCUGGAGAGCAACAAAAGCGUCGACAUCACACCGAUUCAGCUCGGUUCCAGCUAUCAAGCGGUGAAAUGUUUCGUUUCGAGUGACACCAGCAAAAGUGACCAGGCGAAGCACGUGAUGAUGGGCACGAUCAGUGGCAACAGUGCCAAGUACAUCACAACGCAAAGCUUCAAUCAGAUCAUUUCGCAGAAAUAUCUGGAUGAGAAUGGCAACUCAGUGCAACAGUUUGGCGGAUCCGGUUCUUCAUCGACCGGAGGCGGUGGCGGUGGCAGCGGCGGUGGUGGUAGUGGGGCUUGCAGUGGAAGCACUGGAGGAACCAUCGGCACCACCAGCUCGUCUCUGAGUGGAUCUGGGGGCGGCGGAGGAACCGGAAAGAAGAGCCGCAAACAGCCCAAAUCGGAUCGGAAUACGGUGCUGGUGAUACCGGAAAACAUCGAGGGUUAUCGGGGCAAAGAUACCGAUAUCGAAUCGCUGGUUUGUUACAUCGAGAAUAAGAAUAAACAGAAGGACGGUAAGGGAGGUGGCAGUGGUGGUGGUGGUGGUGGCGGUAGUGGCGGAGGAGGAGGAAAUCCGUCCGGUGGUGGAGGUGGAGGAAGUAACCCCAAAAAUGGAACACUGCUAAAGGUGGGUGCUGGUAAUAGCGGCAGUGGUGGUAACGCGAAUAGCACUUGCAACAGUGUAGACAACGGGGUACCGGAGGAGAAGGCUCCGAAGAAAAAGAACGAGAAGAAAAAGGAGAAGGCUAAGCUGAAGAAGAGUAAUUCGUUGGAAGAACUUAGCAGCUGCAGCAAAAAGAAGCAGCAAGCGGAAGACGAACAGAAUACUCAGCAGCAGAAUAAUGUGGAGGAAGAACAGGGAGUUUCCCGGGUUACGCAGGAUGCGGACUCAGUCGUGAAUUUGCGAAGCAAUAAGGGAAACAAAAAAGCUCAAAACAACAACAAUGGGGGUGGUGCUGCGGGAAGUGCGGUUUCUUCCAGUUCUUCGGCAUCGUCAACUGCGUCGUCACAAUCCUCGAAGGAAAUUUUGGCGAAUAUUAGCAAAAAGGUCGAACAGGGUCUGUGGGAUAUGGAAACGCUACGCUUUUUGGAUAAUAAUAGUAAUAAAACCGCAUCCUACGGCAGCACGAAAGAGAAAUCGGACGAAAAGUCGAAAAAAGAAAGUAAAAAAGAAGCCAAAGAUACAGCGGAAGUGGCACUCCCAACAUUCAAUCCGGCUAAGAAACGAGAUUCGUUACGAAUGUCGGUCGAGUCUCUGUCGGCGGUUAGUGCCAGCGGGGGAACGGAAACAGCCGAAUUUCACGUGGUGACCAAAAAGAAAAAGAUGAAGAAAAAGUCCCAGAGUUUGUUUACGGAAGAAUCCACCGCGGCGGCGUCGGUUGGCACGAACGCCGCUAGCAACCGAAGAAAUUUGACUGCCAGCCAAAGUUACAGCAUCGGAAGUUCGAACAAUCGGAACACCACGAACAUGACGGGCCGGUAUCAGGCCAGUCAUAAUUUCACUAACGAUCGCGAUGUUUACAUGAACUCACUGAGUAACGAUGUGUCUCGGAGGAAAUCCACUUCGUCGAUGCCACCAUCGGAGAAGUCCGAUUCCAGCGAUGCCGAUUCGGUGCAGUCGCUUCCGAUCGAACCAUCGCGAAAGCAACAACAGCAGAAGCAGCAGCAGCAACAACAAAAUGCUCAAUCCAACAGUCGUCAACAAUCCGGGUCGGGCGUUCCGCAGUCGUACGCCGAUAUUGCCCGGAUACCGAAUGCAGACAAAAUCAACAACAAUCCACUCGGCAGCAGCACAAGCAAUAGCACAUCUCCGCUGGAUAGUUCCAGUGUGGAAAAGUGGCCACCGGUGCAGGCCACCAGUGAGGAUCUAGCUCAAGCACUGAAAUCAUCUUCGGCUUUCCCGGAACUAGUCUCUGAAUCAUCGCUGCCGCCACCACAAUCACAACAUCUCCAGCAACAGUCGCAGCAACUGCAACAGCAGCAUCAGCAAUAUCAACAACAACAACAACAGCAUCAGUAUGUGAAUAGUAGUGUUAGUAGCGUUAGUAGUAACAAUCUAGGUAACAGUAAUAAAGCGACUUACUCGCAGAGUCUCCUGAUAGCGGCAGCAGCAUCCACCAAAGCGGAGGAGGAGGAGUUCGCAAAGCACAGGACGCUGACGGUUGCUUCUGCGUUAGCAUCGUCAGCAUCGUCAACCGUCGUAGCCGGCGGUGCAAAACUAGCUAGCAACGUACUGAACAGUGAUCCGGUUGUCAACAACAACAACAACAUUAGUAACAAUAUCAAUAAUAACUGCAACAUUAGUAGCAGUAGUAGCAGCAGCAGUAGUAGUAAUAGUAGCAACAGCAGUUCGAAAUUAGCGUUGCACAAAUCGAAAAGUGUCGAUAAUACCGACAUCUACUACUCGAACGAGCACUACCCGGCACUGGAAAAGACUGUCAAACCGGCGGCUAAGGCAACAUCUACGUUUACUUCCAACAGCAAUACCAGCAACAACAACAACAACACCAGCACCGUCAGUCUGCAGGAACCGAAAUCCUUUGCCGUUGGUAAAACCAACAUGACGAACUCGGUGACGACUGGUUAUUCGCCGAAUGCCGCAACCUUCAACUCAACGUCGACAGCCUCCGUGAACAACACGACUUCCAUCGGUAGCGGCGUAAACAAUAAUGCCCUGACCGGAAGCAAAAAAUCAAAGAAAAAGGAAUCAUACGGUAUGAAUAACGUGACCAAUUACACUUCUUCCGUCUCACCGAACGAGGUGGAAUCAAUCAAUAAUGCACGGAAUGUGGCUCCAUUCCAAACCGGACUCGAUUUAGUCAACAAUAAUCCGAUGCUGAUCGAAAACGUCGACAGUGGUGGUGACUACACGCAGAACAAUGGACUACUGGUCAAUCGGAGUCCGAACGGAGCGUUGAAUCUGCAGCAGCACCCCCAGAGCACUCCAAAGAAUCACAACAGUAGCAACAGCAGCACUAGCAGCUCGGUUUCCUCCACGAAUGCAGUAGCCUCCUCGAAGCGAAACAAGAAGGAGAAAUCUACCUCCCAACCGACAAAUACCAAUCUGUUGCAGCAGCAGCAUCAGCAGCAACAUCAGCUGCAGCAGUCUCAAUGUCUGACGUCUAGCUUAAACUCAACCAAUGCUGCAGCAGCAACACCAGCUGCCAAUACCAAUGCAAAUGCAAAUGCCGUGAUGAACCAUCGUCCGGCGGUAAUCAUCAUGAACGACAACAACGAAGCUACCGGUCCGAAACCCGAGUUCACCUUCGGUUUCGACAUAGACCAAGAGCUGUUGUUCGGUGACUUCCAGGAGGACGAUAUGGCCAUGAUGGACCAAUCAAACCAACAGAUCAAUCAACAGCAGCAGCAGCAGCAACAACAACAACCGACGCAACAGUACCAUCAAUAUCACCAGCAGAAGCCUUCCUCCCAUCAACAGCAGCAGCAGCAGCAGAUGCAUCACAACAGCAGUAGCAGCACCGACAAUGUUCCUUCACCGACUAGCAACACUUCAACCCAGUCAACCGAUCUCGGCUACAGUUCGAUGCAACAAUCAUCCCUUUCGAUUUCGUCGCCUUCUUCCAGUUCGUCGCAUCAUAGCCAGCAGCAGCAGCAGCAUCAACAGCACCAGCAGCAUCAUUACAACAAUCAGUCCCAACAGCAUCAACAAUCACAAUCGGACACGUAUGAAGUGCUGAACAACUCGACUGACCCUGACACCUACCGGGAUAGUAUCGAGCAUCGAUUCCACCAGCCACCGCCGUCGAUGGUUCUACCUCUAUAUUCCCAGCCACCGCCGCAGCUUCCUCCGCCGCAUGUGCUGGCCGCUCAGCAACAGCAAAACCAAUCACGACAACCUCGCCCCGCCAGUAACAGCAAUCACUAUAAUCUCCCGCCACCGUCAGUCAUUCCGGGUCACCACAAUCUGCAGCAGCCGCAGCAACAGCAGCAACAACAGCCGCAGCAGCAACCUCCGCCAGCACUGCCUUCCAAGCAAGAUAGCGCCACUAACACACCGCCGGCAAUGGUCGUUUCGGCAACGUCACCACCGGCAAUUAUAACUGUUCCACCGCCACCGUUGCCACCGGCUGCCAUCGUCACGGCAACGCCCAUUCCGAUAGUGGCCGUUCCGGUUCCGGUACCGGUUGUGCUGGUCCCGCAAGGACCUCCGCCAUCUUCGGCAACAACCAUCUCGAUCAACACCGCCAAUACCAACGCCACCGGUGGUGGUGGUGGUUCGGUCGGUAGCAACAGUCCUGCCGCUGUUAGCAGCAAUACUAGUCUCAUGAACCAAUCGACAGCGAGCAGCGGUAGCAGCAGUAGCAUCAGCUCCAUAGCAUCCCAGCAGGAACCGAAAGUGCAACACGGUGUUACGGUUGCCGGUUCCACGACAGCAGCUGUCCCGACGACACUGAACGCUGGGCAGUCCAUUCAGCAGCAGCAGCAGUCUGUUCCCGUUCCGGUUUGGGAGAAGGUGAAGGAAAUCAAUCUGCGGUUCAUCGCACCGGAACAGUUACAGACCAAUCACAACCACGAUAAGAUUGUAAACUUUGUCGGAAUGGCUUGGGAGGAUAUCAUCUGUGUGGACAGUGCGUACAAGUACUACGACGGACAAUAAGCUCAUUCCCAUCGGAAAUACACCUACUAGAGUUAUCAACGGUAGCGAGAAGUAACCCGAAGUAACAUACGAAAAACAAAGAAAGAACAGAAAACUGAUGCAUCCACGAAAUGACAUAAGUACGGAUGAUGAAUGGACUGAGAUGAAAACAUGAAUGCCAGAAUCAAUACCGUUAACAGGUAGCAGGAAAUGCAAGACUAAAUCGAGCAGCAACAAGAAUCUAUGUCAUUGUAGGAAUAGAAAAAAAAAUCAUGGAAGAAAAGAAAAUGAAUCAAACAAUAACUAAUGCCAAGCAUUAUCAAAAAAAAGAAUAGAUUGAAUCGAUAUAAAAAGUAAAGUCACAGAUAGGGGAAACAAAUGCGUGCACGUGUGAUAAUACUAUCGAGUAGCAGCGUUUGGAGUGGCAAGGGCGCGGUGAAUCACAUUCAUACACAUAGGUACAUACAUACAAGCAAACACACAUCCACAUAAACAGCAGAGGCACACGCACCCACGCAUACGCUGUUGUGUUACUUUGCGCUUUUCAGUGAGCUUUUUUUUCUUCUCUUUAGUUUUAAGCAAACAACGGAGCUCACAGCUCUGCCAGUUAUUACCAAUAGCCAAUGUAAAGUAGAAUCCAAUCAACGGAGAGAAAAAAAAGCGGAGAUGGUGCAAACGGUUUCGUCCUACACAGAAGAAAUGUCGUCGCACUUCAUCGUCGUCGAUUGACAUUGCUGGGUGGAUAACUCACUAUUAGUACUACCACUACUAUUACUACUACUACUACCGAAAAAAAUGGAAAUGCCUGCCUGCCAG
Messenger RNA from Malaya genurostris, 7947 nucleotides. RefSeq lists its product as uncharacterized. The record is from RefSeq and is a predicted model, not a curated record. Lineage: Eukaryota; Metazoa; Arthropoda; Insecta; Diptera; Culicidae. The transcript is spliced from 8 exons. Bases 1171 to 7152 code for a protein of 1993 amino acids.